AUGACCCUCGAGGAUUUCGAACGCGAACUCGCAGCAAACAAGGCAGAGGAGCCACCCAAGAAGCGCCAUCGUAGCCGUAGCAGAGAACGGCGCCAUCACCGCUCCGAAGACAAGGACCAGAGACAUCACCACCACCAUCAUCGUACCUCCCACCAUCACAGUUCUCGGGACAAAGACGAUGAUUCACACCGCCGGCACAAGCGCUCUCGGCGCGAGAGGGACGACGACGACCGUGAGGACCACCAUCGCUCGUCGCGACGCCGGCACCGUAGCUCUGAUCGCUCCCGGUCGCCCAUCGUAGACGAGGAAGACCAAGACUUUGUCGAGAAGGGUACUAUGGACGCCCCUCCCGGAGAAGAAAUUCUGGACAAGCGCCUAGCCGAUGCGCAAGACAAUCAGCUGAAGCGCGAUUCUUGGAUGGAGGCGCCGUCAGCGAUAGACGUGGACUAUGUGCAGAGGAGGAAGGAGCCCGAGCCAGACAAGACCAAAGCUACACAGAAGGAUUACCAGCUGAAGAUCCAUGACAAGGAGAUCAACUCUCAUCUACGCGACUUGCAGGAAGGGAAAGAGACCAGCGCGCUUGCGGACGAACCGGCGCAGCAUGAAGUCCGCUACACAUUCGGGGAUGCAGGGUCACAAUGGCGUAUGACGAAGCUCAAGGCUGUGUAUCGUCAAGCGAAAGAGACAGGCAAAUCGGUUGAGGAGAUUGCUCUGGAGAGAUUCGGCGACCUGCGCGAUUUUGAUGAUGCACGGGAAGAAGAGAUUGAGCUUGACCGGCGCGACAGGUACGGCAAGGACUACGUUGGAAAGGAGAAGCCCAGCGGAGAGCUGUUCCAGGAGCGAAAAAUGGCCGCCGGUGUGCGGAGGGGUUCUGAGCAUGAACGGGCUGUUCCCGACCUGCCGCCACAAGGCCAAAUCAUGGAAGAGAAGAACCCUCCAGCAAGGACGACCGUCCUUGACCAGACGGCAUUGAACAAGCUUAGGGCGCAGAUGAUGAAGGCGAAGAUGAGGGGUGCUCCAAAAGCAGCGAAGCUCGAGGCCGAGUACAACGACGCCAUGGCCGGCGCUGCCAACCGCAAGGAGCCGGAAGUUGUCGUUUUGGGUGCCAUGGAGAACCGCAUGCUCGCAAAUCGGAAGGGCGAGGUCAACGAGAUUGACAACAAGCGAGGCAGGGAGCGGGGCCUGGUAGAGGAGAACGAGGACAUGAGCAUUGAUGACAUGGUACGACAAGAACGGAGGACCAGGGGUCAAGGCAACGAAGGCCUUUUGCUGGCAGAGCGCAUCGCGAAGGAUGCGAAAUUCGACAACGACCUCGAUUACAUUGACGAAAACGCCAGCAGGCUGGCCAAGCGCGCUCCCAAGUCGACAGUCAACCUGCGGAAUACGGCAAUCAGCGACUUCCACAAGAUGAACAGAAUCCUUGAUAGCUGCCCCCUAUGUCACCACGAGGAUACGAAUACCCCGCCUGUUGCACCCACAGUAUCGCUGGCCACUAGAGUAUAUAUGACUCUUCCGACCGAGCCAGAGAUUAGCGAGGGUGGCGCUUGCAUUGUACCAGUUCAACACCGGAAGAAUCUACUCGAAUGCGACGACGACGAAUGGGAGGAAAUUCGAAACUUCAUGAAAUGCCUAAUCCGGAUGUACCACGACCAAGGGCGGUCAGUCAUCUUCUACGAAAACGCGGCAGCUCCUCAUCGGCACCUGCACGCAGCGAUGAUGGCGGUCCCGAUCCCCUACAGCCUCGGCGACACGGCGCCGGCCUUCUUCCGCGAGGCGAUUCUCACGUCGGACGAGGAGUGGAGCCAGCACAAGAAGGUCAUCGACACGGGCAAGGCGGCGCGCGAGGGCAUGGGCAAGCUGGCCUUCCGCCGCAGCAUCGCGAAGGAGAUGCCGUAUUUCCACGCGUGGUUCGAGAUGGACGGCGGGCUGGGCCACGUCGUCGAGGACGAGAGACGCUGGCCCAAGGGAGACUUGUUUGCGAGAGAGGUUAUUGGCGGGAUGGUGGAUGCGGGGCCCGACGUCAUUAAGAGGCAGGGCCGGUGGCAUAGGUCUGAUCGUAGGGUCGAGGGGUUUAGGAAGGCUUGGAAGAAGUUUGACUGGACGAGGGUGUUGACUGAUGCGCAGUAG
This is a messenger RNA of Aplosporella prunicola CBS 121167, 2127 nucleotides long. RefSeq lists its product as uncharacterized. Gene Ontology annotation, biological process: mRNA splicing, via spliceosome. The record is from RefSeq and is a predicted model, not a curated record. Lineage: Eukaryota; Fungi; Ascomycota; Dothideomycetes; Botryosphaeriales; Aplosporellaceae. Gene Ontology annotation, cellular component: post-mRNA release spliceosomal complex. The coding region runs from base 1 to 2127 and encodes 708 amino acids. The transcript is spliced from 3 exons.